AAUAGGGGAAUUCAACUGUAGAGACGUUUGUUUGAUUUUCAGAGCGUCAAAGAAAGCCAAAGACGAGUUUUUUUUUUCUUUUAUCACAUUCGCCGUCUCCCCUCUCCGGCCUUCCUACACGCUCGCUUCAUCUUUUCUCUCCGCCGUUGCGUUUCUCUCUGCCGGUUUCCGUUCUCUCCGCCACCACAGGGGGGCUGAAGCUGACCGAGCCGAACCGAACAAACAGACAAAAACCCUAUUCGCUGCUCUGAACACCCAAGCCUCUCUCUCUCUCUCUCUCUCAUUCCCUAUCCCUUCCCUUCUCUCUCUCUAUCUCUCUCUCCGCCGCCGCUUCUUUCUUCACAGUCUCUUUCUAUAUAUAUAGAUUUUGUUGUUGCCCUCUUCAGACGCAUUUCUUUUUGUUUUGGGAAUAUACAGCAACCAGUGGGGGCAGUUAUUAAAACAGUUGCGACUUCUGGGGUUCGUCAAUCAGUUUGAGGGUAGGGUUAGUUCUUCGUCUUCAUCGGAUAUCUCACAGGUUAUAUUAUUUAUCUCGUGUGUUGUUAUUACUCUUGCGGUUUGGACCUCGGCGGAAAAUUUUUGGAGGGUGCAUAUUUGGUUUAGGGUUUCUGAUAAUUUUUUUGGCACAUUCAAUCGGAGUUCGGAUUCUGGUUGUCCCAAUUUCUUAUUUCGUUAGGUUUUGAUUUUGUUUUUCCCUUUUCCGAUCGAACUGUUUUGACGGGGACAAUCUUCUGGUUUGGAAUUGCUCUACUGCUUUAUUCGUCAGGUAUACCUUCUUUAUAUCUCUGCAUCUUUAACCGAUUCCCUCAAAGACGAGGGGUUUCGAGGUGUUUUGCUGACCGAAUCUACACCGAGGCCGGGAGCGAUAGUGAGGCCUUUCCUCUUACCAUUCUUUUUAAUUGAACCGCUUCAUCAUAUCCCUGCUAUUUCCUCUGGUUUCAUCCUCUGAUAUUCCAUUCCCGUAUGAGAAUUAGGUUAUGUUGAUUUUGCACAUACGAUAAGAUAAAACCCGUUCAGAAUGCGUUCAGCUUGUAGCCAAAUUGGUAGUUACUUGCUUGAAUAGUGGUGGCCGUGAAGUGGGAUAAUUGUAGAAGAUUGACUUCUUUUGUGGCAUUUAGGACAUAAAUUUUGAGAAUCAUCUUCUGCGUUCACUCCCGUGCGCGUGUUUGCAAAUCUGAAGCAAUUCACUGCGCAUGGUCAAUCUUUGGUGGAACCUUGGUUAUGCCACGAAGUUGAUGACACAUAUGGGUUGUAGUCGUGACUUGCAUAGUCAGGGAUGCCCGUGAAAGUUCGUUCAGCGCAAAAUAAAUAGAGGUUAGGCAUUCGAAAUAAUAAAGUACAGGCUAGGGUUUUAUAAAUUCCUCUGCAUAAGGAGUAAGUUUUCUGGAAAUUUGAGGUGGUAAAGAAGGCAAGAAGUGUUUUUUUCUUCUGAUAUUUUGAUCAUGUUCAGUAUUCCUUAUGGAAAGAAGUGAACCCACUUUAGUUCCAGAAUGGUUGAGAAAUACUGGAAGCGUUACUGGUGGCGGCAAUUCAAACCACCAUUUUCAGUCGCCUUCGCCCCACUCAGAUGUGCCUUCUCAAUCUCAACCGAGAAAUAGAACUUCAAAGACCACUGGUGAUUUUGACACUUCACGUCCUGCUUUUCUGGAUCGGACAGCUUCAUCAAAUUCAAGGAGAAGUUCAAGCAAUGGCUCUGCCAAACAUGCAUAUAGUAGCUUUAACAGGGGUCAUCGUGAUAAGGAUCGUGAGAAAGAAAAGGACAGGUUUAACUUUGGGGAUAAUUGGGACCGGGACUCUCAUGACCCUCUGGGAAAGUUACUUCCCAACAGGGUUGAUAAAGAUGCUUUGCGGCGCUCCCAUUCUAUGGUAUCCAGGAAGCAAGAUGAGUUGUUUCACCGAAGAGUUGCAACAGAUUUGAAAGCUGGUGUCAACAGCAGCAAUGGAAUGCCUCCUGGAAUUAGUGUUGGUAGUAGCAUUCAGAAAGCUGUAUUUGAAAAGGAUUUUCCAUCACUGGGAUCUGAAGAAAAGCAAGGAGCAUCAGAAAUUGGAAGAGUUUCAUCUCCUGGUUUGAGCUCAUCAGUUCAAAGCUUACCAAUUGGGAAUUCGGCCUUAAUUGUUGGUGGAGAGGGAUGGACGUCUGCCCUUGCUGAGGUGCCCAGUAUGAUUGGAAGUACCACAGGGUCAUCGUCAUUUCAACAAACUGUUCCUGCUACAUCAGGGGCAGGGCCUCUGAGUGUGACAGCUGGACUAAAUAUGGCUGAAGCGCUGGUGCAGGCUCCAUCUCGAGCUCGUGCUGCUCCCCAGGCUUCUGAGUUAUCUGUCAAGACCCAGAGGCUUGAGGAAUUGGCUAUUAAACAGUCCAGGCAAUUAAUACCGGUGACACCUUCUAUGCCAAAAGCUUCGGCGCUUAAUUCGUCUGAUAAAUCAAAGCCCAAAUUAGCAUCAAGAACUGGAGAACUUAAUGUUACUGUCAAGGGUGGACAGCCCCUGCCCUCGUCAGUCCAUGCCAACCAAUCUCGUGGAGGACAUGUCAAGUCCGAUGCUCAAAAGAGUUCUCAUGGGAAGUUUCUUGUUUUAAAACCUGCACGAGAAAAUGGUGUCUCCCCUACAGCAAAGGAUGUCUCAAGUCCAACUAGUAAUGCAAACAGCCAGUUCGCUCUUGCACCUUCAGUUCCACAUGCUCCUUUGAGAAGCCCGAAUAAUUCAAAUGUUGCUUCUGUGGAGCGCAAGAUGGCUAGCUUAGAUCUCAAAUCUGGAACAACUUUGGAAAAAAGACCGUCCUUAUCUCAAGUCCAGAGUCGGAAUGAUUUCUUUAACCUCAUUAAGAAGAAAACUUCAAUGAGUUCUUCUGCUGUUCUUUCAGAUUCAUGCUCUUCUGUGAAAUCUCCUUCAAUUGGCCAAUCUAAUGAACUAACAAGGGAAGAAAUUGACACUCCUGCAAGUCCUCAUGUUCUUGAAAAUGGUGUUGUGGAGAAUACAAAUGGAGAUAGUUCUGAAGAGGUUAGAUCAUCUUGUGACAGUGGUGAAAAAACUGAGACCCACGUUGCUGCUGAAUCUCUAGAUGAAGAGGAGGCUGCGUUUCUUCGUUCUCUUGGAUGGGAUGAGAACUGUGGUGAGGACGAAGGCCUUACUGAAGAAGAGAUCAAUUCUUUCUAUCGGGAGUACAUGAGCUUGAAGCCAUCUCUAAAAAUGGGCCGUAGCAUUCAGCCAAAGAUAUCUGUGCCGUCUGAAUCUCAUGAGGACAGCAAGGAUGGAGCCGGUUCUGAAUUGAGCUCAUCUGACUCGGAAGCCUGAAUAAUUUUUAUUUUUCACCCAUGAGAAGCUCUUGUUCACAAUUUUUAAGGCAGUGGGGUUAGUUCUUUUUUUUUUCCUUCACCUUUUUAAUUUUUUUUUUCUUUUUUUUGCCUUCUUUUUGUUUUCAUGGUUUUAAAGAAAUGCUGAUAGGAGUUGGGGUUGGAAGAAGAGAUGGAUGUUAAUUGAACACUGAACAGUGCAAAUAGUGCAAUAAGUUACAGUUGCCCAAAUCAUCAUCCUGCCUACCUCUACAGCGGGAAUUUUUGCGGUGUUUAAAAGGGCAGUUGCUGAGGUUUGGCAGGCCAAUGUUUUGUCUGCACUGAAAAAGAUGUAUGCAAAUUGCAUCUUUUUGUUUUGUUUUGGUUCUUUGUUAUCACUUUCGAGGAAGUUUUUUUAUUCUGGAAUUUGCUUGCAAAAUGAAAAAGAAAAAGAGAGAAAAAAAAAAAAAAAGGGCUGCUGCUUCUUCAAAGGAAAAUGAAAAAAAGUUUGUCUU
Messenger RNA from Cucurbita moschata (crookneck pumpkin), 3787 nucleotides. RefSeq lists its product as uncharacterized. The transcript has 5 exons. The record is from RefSeq and is a predicted model, not a curated record. Bases 1459 to 3294 code for a protein of 611 amino acids. Lineage: Eukaryota; Viridiplantae; Streptophyta; Magnoliopsida; Cucurbitales; Cucurbitaceae.